AUGGAAGAUUUCUCGGGAAACAGAAGACACCGUCCGCCUGGCUAUCCUGAGAAACUUCCUCAGGCCAGCAGUUCCCGACGGUAUGUCUCUCAUCGAGUUUCAUCCAAAAACGCAUUAUUCUCAGGUCUUCUGGAGCCCAUGGAUCCUCUUCGAAACCGGUGUUUCCCCCUCCUCAGCCGCCAUUUGAUGGAUCUCACGCGCAUCGGAAAAGGCCGCGCAGUUUGGCUCAUCCAGAGCAGAAUGCGAGAAUGCCGCGCAAGGAAACGGAUGUCGUUGACCGCAUUUGGCAUGAUAUCGACGCGGAGCAACGGGAAAAACAGGCACGAAAGAAGGCGGCAGCUGAGGAGGCCAGGAAGUCGGAACAUCCGGUUACGAGUGCCGGUCAGUGCGUCGAGCUGACAGUGAACAAUCUGAAGAACUUCAGGAAUGACGACUCGACGGUGAAUGACGUGAGUGAGGAGAAAAAAAGAACCAAAUGGGAAACAAAGAAAUUUAGUUUAUACGAAGAGAAGAAAUGGUUGACAAACUUCUCGGGUACAAAAUGCUGCUGGGUAAAAUGGAAAACUGUGGAACUCUGGGGUACGAGAAGAUGACCGAGCAAGAAGUGAGACAGUUGAGUCUCGAUUAUUUGAACAAAAAUCCAGCACCGGAUGCGGAUCAAGAGCACAGACCGAGGAUAGGGCCGCGGACUCCGAAGUCUCCGCCACAGGACGACGACUACGAAAGGAGUCCGAAAAGGCCGCGGAGAGGUCCGAAGACACCACCUGGAUCGCCAGGGGGACCUCCGCCGGAUCAGGCAUUGAUGAGUCGGCGGGAUAUGGUCGAACAGUUGGCGAACACGUUUGGACAGAGCACUCACGAAGUGGAGGAAGCACUGGGCGGAGAGCUGGACAAGGCUUUAGAAGACUGCUCGAAAAAGAUAAAGAAUGAAAUGAUGGAGACUUUCAAAGCGGCGCUGAAAAAGGUGGUCGAUAAGAAGGCGAAAAUGUAAUAGUUUCCAGAAGACAUUCCAGUACCUUUUAAAGUAGUUGCAGAGCAAGCGACCUUUCUGAUCAGAUGGAGCUGGUCUCCGACACGUCGCUUUCUGUCGACAUGAGAACUGGAAAGAGGGAAGAGCCGGAUGCACUCACUCAGUUCCGCAUGAGUGUGCCACCACCACCAGUGCCCCCGCAGCUAAUUCCGUCAGCUUAUCCGUGAGAGAUCUCGCUUCUCUCUAUUUUUCAUCUCUAACUGUUCAGGUAUUAUGCUCAAAUGGCUCCGCCAGUUUAUCAGUAUCUCCCGCCUCCACCACAACCGCCAUUCCAGACGAACAUGAUGUGCUAUGUAAUUUCUUUUCGUCCUUGAUCUACUUCGAUUUUCAAUUUUUCAGCCUCCUCCGUCGGCACAGAACUUUGCACCGACUGGACCUCCGCCACAAAUGCAUUAUCAGAUGCCGCCUGCACAGCAGUACAAUACUCAGUCGGCCUCCGCAAUGGUACUUCCGCCAGUGAAUGUGCCGCCUCCCCCGAUGGGAGUUCGCAUUGACACUCCGAUUCCACAAGUGAUACCUCCAGGCAGGCUAGGAAAUGUCGAAUCGGUAGCCAAUUCUUGGAUUUCAGUGGUUCCGCCCACCGGAAUGCCUCCUCCGCCGAUUCAGACACAGGUGCCACCGCCCAUGUUGCCACCCAAAAUGCAACAUCCGCCUCCGCAGCCGACGUCGUCUGCACAGUACUCUGGAGAUUGCUGGCGCCCCGCACCAGGACAACCUCCAGUAGCACUUCCUGCUGACUCGUGGCAGCAGCAAGCUCCGCCUCCAGUCCCACCCGCUGCUCCGCCAGUCAGCGCAGAUCCAUCGGUUAUUGUGAACGUGCGAAGCACUCUGUUCUCCGCACUUGGUCUUCAUAAGCCUCCGCCUCCUCCUCCGCCACUUUCGAGCACUCCUGUUCCGUACUCGUCGUUGUCCGUUCUGCCACCUCCUCCGCCUCCUCCGGUCAUUGUUCCAUCCACUCUUCCGUGUCAUUUUCCUCCUCCUCCGCCUCCUCCGAAUCCAUCCUCGAAUGGUGUCGUUUCUUCCUCUCCUUCCACUGGAUACCGUAAUCACGGGCCCGGUUCUCGCCUUCCUCCUUUCACAAAUCAAUUUUCAAACUUUUAA
Caenorhabditis sp. 36 PRJEB53466 is the source of this 2131-nucleotide messenger RNA. The record is from the annotation of a GenBank genome assembly. Lineage: Eukaryota; Metazoa; Nematoda; Chromadorea; Rhabditida; Rhabditidae.